Messenger RNA from Marasmius oreades (fairy-ring Marasmius), 3854 nucleotides. RefSeq lists its product as uncharacterized. The coding region runs from base 58 to 3591 and encodes 1177 amino acids. Gene Ontology annotation, cellular component: SAGA complex; SLIK (SAGA-like) complex. Lineage: Eukaryota; Fungi; Basidiomycota; Agaricomycetes; Agaricales; Marasmiaceae. Gene Ontology annotation, molecular function: protein heterodimerization activity; structural molecule activity. The transcript is spliced from 11 exons. The record is from RefSeq and is a predicted model, not a curated record. Gene Ontology annotation, biological process: regulation of transcription by RNA polymerase II.
GCUUGAAAGGCGGAUAGCACCAACUCUUACAGUGGCAGCAUCGCCGGGGAGGCGAGCAUGAAUAACCUUCUGCGGACCUUGACCCAGAACCAGGUCAAGUCGAAUUCAGACCUCAAGCUACUCUUAACAACCGUCAAGGAGGCCCGACGACAGGGCCAUGAUAGCAAGCUUACAGAUCCUUUCUACGAUUCCCUGGAAGGACUCUUGCUAGACUUGAGAACGGUUUCAAUAGACAACCACGAUGCAGAGGCGUUCUUGAAGCCAGUUCUGAAGGCGGAAGCACCAGAUUACUACGAUGUCAUCCAUACUCCGAUGGACUUUCAAACUAUGCUCAAGAAGGUCAAACAGAAGCAGUACAAGUCAAAGAGAGAGUUUAAGGAUGAUUUGGAUCUCAUUUGGUCGAAUUGCUUGACGUACAAUGCCAACCCCAGCCACCCGCUUCGGAAAUGUGCUAUGCGUCUCAAGCAGAAAGCAGAGCGGCUCCUUCAGAACAUCACCGAUCGAAAAGAGCGGACAGACCCCCACAUUCCACUUGAACUUGCCUCUUCAUCGGGUGUCCAUACGAAACUGAAUGGUCACAUCAACGGAAUUGGGCAUGCCGUUUCAUAUACACCAACUUCAUCGAAGUCCACACCUCCGAACAAGCUUGUUCUGCCAUUGAAAAGCACGGCAUCCUUGGUCAAGGGUUUUCGGAAAGAUAUACCGUUUGCUGAUAUGCCUGCAUUGGUAAGGACAGGCAGAGGCAUGGCGUUAUUUAGAGAAUUAGAUCGUGGUUUGGAAGAGGCAGUUCAGAAGGAUGAUGCAACUAAGACAGACCUUGCGGACCGUCUUCGUCAGUUGGCGACGACAGGUUACGAAUUUUCUAUACCGGCGCUGGUCGUGUCGUCAACAGAGGGCAGAGAGGUAUCGGAGAAUGACGAAGUCUCCCCUGUACUUGGUGAAAAACGUAAAUUGAAUGGCAUCACAGACGAUUUACGGCCGCUCAAACGGCCGCGCAUCGACUCUUUCUCCUCUUCCCAAACCCUCGCACAACAACCCUCAUCUCAAUCUCAACAAUCAUCUUCGACGGCAUAUGGCCAAUCUCCGUACAUAUCCACCCCCUCAUCUGUUACAUCUACUACCCUUGCAACCACCUCCACAGCCCCUACAUCACCAGCCACUAUCUCCGCUACCCCGUCACUUUCAGUCUCUACGUUAAUCGAGCAAGACACGACACCAUUAUGGUGGUCUGCUUCUCACUCUGAUACCCUACUUGCGAAUGGAUUGCCAGAGAUCCCAUGUCGCUCAUCUUCUCCUCUGCCCUAUCAACGGAAACGAAGGCGAAAUCAAACCCUAGGCCCUAUCCCUUUGUUUCUGGGAACACUGUCCUCUUCAACGACCGUGUUGAAAUUGCCUCCUGCGCCGUCAAUACCAACGCCUACGGCGAAGCGUAAGAAAAGGCGCAAAAAGGAGCCAAGUCCUGUGGGUAAUGGGGAAACGGACGGAAAAGGAGAAACGAAGGCGGUUGACGGCGAAGAGCCCCUCUCGAAGUCUCUUUUAUCGUUGAUGAAUAAUAACCUCAGGACGAUGAAACGUAUUCGAAUGACACAUGGAAAGUUCGCGGCCCUCGGACUAGGGAAAGAUGGUAAUCCUGUAGGGGGUGAAGAAGGUGACGGUGCUGGUGUCGGUGUUGGGGAAUCGGGUGCCAUGAUGGAUGUGGACGAUGCUGGUGUGGUUCUUGGCGGUGUUGGAAUCGACGAGAGCGACAAGAUUGAUGACAGACCUUGGAUGGUGAGGAUGAAAGAGACAGCAGUUUAUUUCGACGAUAGUGAGGGUGUCGGAAAGACUGAUUUGCCAAUGGUCAGUACAAUACCACCCGCACCUGCCGUUGAUGCUGCCCGUGAAACUCGUCCGGUACCGACUUCUGCCGGGAUAUCACCAGCAACCUUACCUAAACCUGGUAAAAGACGGAGAGCUAAACCGGCUCAUGUUGUGGGUGGGGUUGAAAUGGGCUCGGAGAAUGCAGAUGCGUGUUUGAAGUGGAUGGGAGAGAGGGUGUUGGAACACGCAGGUUUUCAAGGGACAUCUAGGGUGGCACUAAACGUCAUGGCGGGUGUUACCUCUGAAUAUCUUCAGAACGUUGGACGGACGAUCAAAUUUUUGAGUGACAAAUUCGGGAACACAAUGAGUGCGGAGGAAAUAAUCUUACACACUCUAUUUGAAAGCGGGAACUCCAAGGUCCAGGAUCUUGAGAGGUACAUCACAGACGACGUGGAACGUUAUGGCUCACGGUUGGGAGACCUCGAGAAGAAACUCGUCGGUGCAUAUAGAGAAGCUACUGCUGUUGACACAGUUAUCGAUGAGGAUGGCAUUUUCGCUGAGGAUUCAGAGGAUGAAGAUAGUACCUUGGCUCUCGGCGGCUUUGCGGAUUCGCUGGGAAUGGAUUACUUCGGUCUGAAGGAACUUGGCAUUGCAGAAGAAUUCGGCAUGUCAAGUUUGUCUAUUCCCAAGAGGCUGCUCAAGGGAAAGAAGAAGCAGAAUGUGGCUUCCGCCAGUUCCAAGCCUACCGAGCCUCCCUUACCAUAUCCCUUACCACGUCCCCUCAUCCCCCUUACUGCUGCACAAAUACCCAAACAGAUUGGGCUUUUACAACCAUACUACAACCAACGUAUCACGGCGCUCAUACCUCCUACUCCUAUGGUUUCAUCACAACCCCAGCCCCCGAUAUCUGCAUAUCCUUCAAUCCCGAUGUUAGCAGGCCCAACUCUCACUCCCAAUUUUCCUCAGAUCUACAUGCAAGCACCAACUUCCUCGACGCAAUCUCCUGCGCAACCCUCAACACCUCAGCCAUUAUUGGCUGCUUCACCUUCCAAUCCGUCGACGCCUACCACACUUCCACCACAACCGCCAGCGGUAUCCACUCCGACAUCUUCCUCGCAACAACUACCUACUACUGCGCAAACCCCUCAAACUACACAACCCCUACCUGGACCAACUUUACAUCCAUAUCCUCAAGCAUACCCGGCGUACGGAGUGUCGUAUAUGGCUCUCGCAAUGCCUACGGCUCAACCUCAACAGCCACCACCCCCACCACCGCCUACAUUAACAUUGCCAGACGACUCACCUCUGCCAGCGCAAGCCAAGAUGGGUCCGUUAGGUCAAAUCUUGAAGACGGGUGCUAGUGCCAAUCCUGGUGCGAAGAAGAAAGCUGCCAAAGCUGCUAACAAGGUUGAAGUCAAGAACGAGCCAAUACACGAUCAGGUCGUCAAUAAUACCACGGUCGCUGAUCCUGGAUCAGCUGGGGUUGGUACUGGGAGCAACUCAUUGACUGCGACCACCCCACUGUCUAAUGGCAUUCAUCCAACCCCUUCGCCCGUUCCUGGUGAUCCUGGUGGUACGCCGAAGAAGAAGAAAGGUGCUACUGGCGUUGGGACUGGGAACGGAAGAAAGAAGAAGAUACUGGGGGCUGCUGCUGCGCAAUCACAGGCGCAGAUGCAAGUACAGGUACAUCAAGGACAACCGCAGCCGCAAGAGAAUCAAGGUCCGGGUGGGGGGCAGGGACCGCCUCCACCACCUCCGACUUAUACGCCGGUUGUGACUGCUAGCGCCUAGGCUCUGAGAAGGAUAUUGGUGUCGUUAAAUGUUACUUAUCAUUACACUAUUUUUGACUCACUACACUCGCAUUAUCAUCAUCUUUCGUCUGCUCCCUCCCCUCAAGUACCCACAAUCAUGAUUCGUUGGAUAUGUAACAUCAACCCCUUCCCAUCCCAUCCCAUCCCCCCACUGUGUCGUCCAUUGCAAGUUGCUCACUUGAGGUUAAUGCAUUUUGGUUUAUUUUUUGAUAUAUCACUGGAAAAUGCAUAUUUCCCAUUUUG